GAGUUGAGAUUACAGGAGAUGGGUGGAGAAUAAUAGAAUAAAAGAGGUGGAAAGGGGGAGGAGUGGAGAGAGACGAGAGAGAGGUGGAGAGGAGAGAGAAUGGAGAAGAAAAGAGGAGAGAGGGUGUUGAGAGUGUUGUGUUCACACCCGACUCACCCAACGGAAGAGAAGAGAGCAGGAGACAGAUGACCAGAGACAAGGCAAUCCCACUGAGACGGUUGACUUAACACACCCACCAACGCACACACAUGCCACACACACAUACCACAUAUACACCACACACACACCACAUACACCUAAAGAGAGCAACUCGGCCACAUGCACAAAGACUUGUAAAUCUGUUCAGACACAUGUACAAGCAAACACACAGACAAACACACAGACUUUCACUUUUCUCAGAGAACACUGUUUGCCAGGUCCAGAUGAAGAGGAAUGUGUUCAGGAGGACGAGAGGCGACCAGGAAACACACACUGGACUUGGACCUGCAAUCUCCUACCAACAGGCGUGUAACAAACACACACACACACACACACACACCGUCAGAGCAAGACCAGGAGGACAGAAGCUGGACUGCACUCUACAUUCUGCUGUGACAAGAGAUAGACACACGCUCUCUUCACACAGCCAAGGACCUCUGCUUGGAGCCACUAAACAACCUGUCACUUGGAGUAACACACUGUCUCUCAUCUGAUCUGAGUCAGAACGGAACCAAGCACCUGGAACCUAGAACAUUGACUGUGUCCAGCACAUGCUUUGGGCUUUGACCACGUUCAUCCAGGAGGAUUGCACACAGACAGAGACCCGGAUCUAGCCUCUGACCUCUCACCUGCAGCCUGUGGCUGGCGGUGUGACGGCUUGUCUACUGUGGAGCAGCACCUACUCUAUUUCUCUGUUCUCUCUAGUCUCUCUCCUUACAUGGUCUCGUUCUUUAGCCUCACUGUCUAGUUUAUUAUAUUUGUCUCUCUCUUCUGUAUUUUAAGACUUCUUUGGUUACUCUCUACAUCUUCUUGUUCUCUCCCGUGUGUCUCCCUAGCCACUAUCUCUGUCCUCCAGUCUUUCUCUCUAGUCUCGCUUCUGUCUCUCCCCUCCAUCUUUCUCUCUGUCUCCUUACAUCCUCCCGCUAUGAUGCUGAGGAGAGACCGUCUGCUCCUGUCUGUGACCCUCACAGCCAUCUUCACUGCUGACCUCUACUUCGUCCUGCUCCCCAAGCUCCGCCACAGACAACCAGGACCAGAUGAUGGAGGCUGCAUUUGUCCCUCCUCCAGGGGGACUAACUUCACCCUUGCUGGGUACAGCGGCCUCACCACCCCCUGGCCCUCCAACACCACCUCCAUGGACCUCCAGGGGAUGGGGGUCAGAGCUAAGGACAACCUCACAGAGUUGGGCUCGAAGCUGGAGAGGCUGUUUGCUCAACCCCUGUAUAACAUCCAGACACCGGAGCUGGUGCGAGAAGAGAGGCUGUUACAGUCUGAAGAGGUAAUGGGGUAUUACAGGAGGAAGGUCUCGCGCUGGGAGAGGCAUAUGAAGCUGUACAGCGAGGCAGCAACGUUGCUGGAACACCAAGCGACCUUUGACCCUGAGGCCAGCUGGCUGAAGUUCCACCUGGGCAUUAAUCGCUACGCUCUGUAUGCCCGCGAGGACCCCACAAUCACCCGCCUGCUGAAGGACAUGCAGUCCAACGCCGUCAUCAGCGCAGUGGUAAAGCCCAGUGGAUACCACCUCAAGCUGGCCCUGAAGAUGCAGAACUAUGGCAAGGCCAUGUUCAAACCCAUGAGACAGCAGAGAGACCAGGAGACUCCUGAUGAUUUGUUCUACUUCGUCGACUUCCAGAGACACAAUGCUGAGAUUGCUGCCUUUCACCUGGACAGAAUCCUGGACUUCCGGAGGGUACCGCCGGUGGUGGGCAGGCUGGUGAAUUUGACGGGGGAGAUUCUCCUGACCACUCACAAUGAGGACCUAAGGAGUGUGUUCUUUACCUCUCCAGCGAACAACACGUGUUUCUUUGCUAAGUGUCUGUACGUGUGUAAGACGGAGUAUGCAGUGUGUGGGAGCCCUGACCUGCUGGAGGGCUCCAUGUCAGCCUACCUCCCCGGUCUCAGCAUUGCCCCUCGUAUCUCCAUCCCCAACCCGUGGAUACGAUCAUACACCUUCACUGGCAGGGAGGAGUGGGAGGUGAACCCCUUGUACUGUGACACCAUAAAGCAGCUGUAUCCCUACAACUCAGGGAACCGACUGCUCAACAUCAUAGACAUGGCCAUCUUUGACUUCCUUAUUGGUAACAUGGACAGGCACCAUUAUGAGAUCUUCACCAAGUUCGGCGAUGAAGGUUUUCUUCUUCACUUUGACAAUGCCAGAGGGUUUGGGAAGCAUUCUCAAGAUGAGAUGUCCAUACUGGCUCCACUGUCACAGUGCUGCAUUAUAAAGCGUUCCACGUUACUGCGGCUGCAGCUCCUCUCCCAGGACCGCUACAGGCUCAGUGACGUGAUGAGGGAGUCCCUGGGAGGAGACGCACUGCAGCCGGUCCUUACUGAGCCCCACCUGCAGGCCCUGGACCGCCGGCUGCAGCGCGUCCUGAAGACAGUCCACAGGUGUGUGCGCAGGCUGGGAGAGGCUCAGGUGAUCACCACAGACUUUGUUGAUACCUCCGCCAUGCCUGAGUCUGUCAAACCAGUGUCUGUGCCCAACAAGGAGAGGUAACUAAGGUUAACAAGGAUUUCAAAAGAAGUGCACUAUAAUAGGGGAAGAGGAUGACAUUUUGGACGUAUCCCCAAGUCCUAUGAGGGGAGGUAACAUAAGACCAAGGACAGCCUGAGGACCAUGAUGGCAGGUGACCUUGUCCUGUAAAAGCAGGAACCACAGGGUCUGGUCCCUCUCACCGAGUAAUGCAUUCCGAACUAGUCUUUGAAGUCAAACCUUUGGAAUGAUACGGUCUGCUUUGACAAUAGAAAGCAGCACUGCUUUCCUGCACUGUCAAAAUGUCACACAUGGCCUUGGGCUAUGAGGUCACCUGAGGUCACCUUCCACCCUCUCUGGAGAUCCCCUCUGCCUUGCAGUGCAUUGAAAUGGACCUACUGUAUCAGUGUGUCAAAGGAGCCAAAUGACUGUGGAAGAAGCACUGGAUAAUGUAAGAUGAUUUCUGCUUUUUCACAAUUUACACCCUUCUUCAGUACUCUGUCAUUUCAAUUUCAUUUCAAUGAUUGCACAUCAGUUCUGUGAAGUAACCUUGUGCCAACAGAUAUUUAAUCAAAUAUACAUUUGUAAAUAAAGGUUAUGAUUUGGGGUGAUCCAUUGAAUAAAACUUUAAUACGAAGAAAUUAUGACACUUCAAUACUCCUUACAUUUCUACUGCUUUCUGUUGUGUAACUGUUUUGAUUGAUCUGGAUUCACAUUAGACACACAUAGUGAAAGUUAAAAGGAAAGACAAACUGAGAGAAAGUGCAUGGAUGAAAAAGAAAGUGUGUGUAUGAGGUGUUUCUUCCUACAGGAAAGUGUUACCUAUUAAAACUCCAUUGAAACGGCCCAUGGUUUUUCCA
This is a messenger RNA of Oncorhynchus keta (chum salmon), 3534 nucleotides long. It is a transcript of the gene fam20a, whose product is annotated as FAM20A golgi associated secretory pathway pseudokinase. NCBI's taxonomy places the organism in Eukaryota, Metazoa, Chordata, Actinopteri, Salmoniformes, Salmonidae. The record is from RefSeq and is a predicted model, not a curated record. The coding region runs from base 1124 to 2698 and encodes 524 amino acids. The transcript is spliced from 10 exons. Gene Ontology annotation, molecular function: protein serine/threonine kinase activator activity. Gene Ontology annotation, cellular component: Golgi apparatus.